GCCUGUAAUUUUUCCCCCUCCUCGUCGAUCAUUUUAAACAGUAUUUGAUUGCAGACUUCCAGCAUGCUGCCCUGUUGGUGCUUCAGCUGUGUGGAUGAGCUUGUGGACUGACAGCACCUUUACGCGCAGGAGAGUAGUGAUGCUGGAGGAAGCGACACACUGCAGCGCGUGCUGCUGCACUGCGCUCAAUAAAACACUGAUGAUCGUCUUCAUGAUAUUACUGAUGUUUGCUAUACUGGUUGGAAACUCGCUGACUUUGGCUGUGGUGCUCGGAACGAAACAUUUCCACACCCCCCAGGGUUAUCUGAAAGCCUCUUUAGCAGUGGCGGACUUGGCUGUGGGUGUUUUUGUGGUUCCUCUGUCCGUGUACGCAGAGAUUUCUCUGAUGCUGGCGGAUGCAGCACCGGGCUGGACAUUGCGUAAUUCCCAGCGCGCAGCUUUCCACCCGUGCAUUUUUAUUGGCCCGGUGUUUGCAGGCUGCACGCUGGUGUCCAUCACCACAGUCUUUCUUCUCACUCUUGAACGCAGCAUUGCUGUUUUGAAACCUUUACACAAAGAAGCCGUCAUUACAAGACGACGCACGAGCGUGCUGAUUGUAUUUUCUUGGACAGCCAGCUUUUUCUUAGCGCUCUCUCCACUGAUCUUCAGCGAAGGGAUGGCGCUGGAGUAUAACGCAUGCAGCAGGAUGUGCAUCUACGCGUUAGGAGCGAACGAGUUUCCGCCUCAUGCUUGGCAUAUCCUCUUACUUUUCCCAGCGUUUGAUUUUACUCUCCUCGUAGGGACUGUUGUUACAAACAUUAUAUCCUUCACUACAAUCCGCCACCAUUCAAAGAAAAGAAGGCAUCUGGCUCGAGCGGGAUGCCAAAGUACAUCAGGACCAAGUUUCUCCGACAUUAAGGCUGCCAAAACAAUCGGCGCGCUCACGCUGGUGUUCACCGCGUCCUUCACUCCUGUUGCAGUGUUUGUAGUAGGAAACGUCACUGGAAACGAAUGGUGCAGUUUCUCGUUUUUUGCUUUUUGGAUUCUGGCCGCAAGCAGUUGCUGGAAUGUCAUCAUCUACAGCGUGAGGGACCAAAAGUUUAGACUGAGAGCACGUCAGCUUCUCGUGUUCUCAAAAAUAAAGAAUUCACCCUGAGAAUA
Molecule: messenger RNA, 1140 nt
Organism: Ictalurus punctatus (channel catfish)
Lineage: Eukaryota; Metazoa; Chordata; Actinopteri; Siluriformes; Ictaluridae
Product: olfactory receptor 4K2
Exons: 1
Coding region: 95-1135 (346 amino acids)
Biological process (GO): G protein-coupled receptor signaling pathway
Cellular component (GO): membrane
Molecular function (GO): trace-amine receptor activity
Source: RefSeq, a predicted model, not a curated record